CAUCAGCAGCGGAGAUGCCGGCGUCGUCCUCCAGUGGAAACCGUCCCCCCGCGCCGCCUGUCCUGGGGUGCUGGCCAAGUACCUCAUCUGCCACAUGGCCGAGAGGGCCAACAUGACCUACAGUGAAGCUGAUGCCACAGCAGUGAACUACACCCUCCAAAACCUCCAGCCCGGCACAGCCUACAGGGUGGGUGUUUGGGAAGUGACAAAGGACAGCGAGGGGACCUGCAGUGCUUGGAAGAAAUUCCAGACCAAGGCGUUAGGUCCUCAGGGAGCAGUGUGGAGAGCCAACCUGAAGUACCUGGGCAUCUCGCUCAGUGUCCCCGUCAUGGCUGCCAUCUACCACCUGACCAAAAAGAGGGCUCGCCACCUCCUCUUCCCACCUCUUCCUAAGCCUGUGGGCACCAAUGCCAUCCAGUUCUCUGCCGGUGAGAAGGGCCAGGGCCAGACCUGGAUAGGCCUCCUGGAGCCCUCGGAGAGGUUCAACCCAGCUGAGCUGCUGCUGACGGAGCUGAAUCCCAGCAAGGAGACAACUGACACCACCACACAGACUGAUGUGCCUCGUCCCAGCGUGCCACAGCCCAACGUGCCACAGCCCAGUCUUGUGAUGGAAAAACCAGCAGAGGUGCUGGUGGUGUGUCCGCCAGGCUGUGAGGAGGAGAUGACCUUUGCCUACCGCAGGCAGGAGAUGCUGAGCCCAGUGGGAUUUCCACCGCCUGGCAGCACCAGUUGCACUGGGCACCCACCCGGCAAGGAGGAGGAGGAGGAGGAGGAAGAGGAGGGAAGGCAGGAGCUAUGCCAGCCGCUGAUCCCCAUUGCCCUGCUCAUCUCCAACAAAUCCAUCAUCAUCGGGGACCAGGAAGGAUGGAAUCUAUCGCAGGAGAAGUCGGUACCAUAGCCAUCACCAGGCUGGAGCAGCAGGGAUGGAUGGCAGGAAUAGGGUGUCCAAUGGGGUGCUGAGUGUGUGGGAUGCUGGGUGCCUACCCCAUGGGAUCAUGGUCAAGCCAGCACUUUCAGGGGGUUUUCUGGUUUCCAGGACAAGGAAGGUGAUGUCUCUGGAUUCUGUGUUGCACCAUGCCAGGUUUUAGCCACACACUUCCCAGCCUCAAUUUUUCACCAGGAAUAAAAACCAAGGGAUGGUGGCUCCAGAGUCUGUCCAGGGCUGAGGGUAUUUCCUUGGCUGGAUCAGGAGGAGAGGGAGAACUUCAUCCCUGCCAGCUUCCACCGCUGGGACCAGCAUCCCCUCCAUGGGAUGGGGAUGCAAAGCACCAAACACCA
Lepidothrix coronata (blue-crowned manakin) is the source of this 1278-nucleotide messenger RNA. RefSeq names its product interleukin-12 receptor subunit beta-1-like. Lineage: Eukaryota; Metazoa; Chordata; Aves; Passeriformes; Pipridae. Bases 95 to 898 code for a protein of 267 amino acids. The transcript is spliced from 5 exons. The record is from RefSeq and is a predicted model, not a curated record. Gene Ontology annotation, molecular function: protein binding.